AUGGCACUGCAACUAAUGUACAAGUUUAGAAUCGAUGGGGGGAAAGUUCAGCAAAUGAACAAACGAUUUUUGAGCAAUCAAUAUAAGAAUAGAACAUUCGAUGAGAGUGAAAAGUCCUUCUUCGAUAAACUACACAACGAGUGGUGGAAUGACAAAGCAGAAGAAAAGCAAACUUGGUAUGAUAUUUUGAACAAAAUUGUGGGAAAAAAUAUUCACAGUUUGCAUGACUAUAAUAAACAUAGAUUUAACUUUAUAUGUAAAAAUUAUGAAUUCAUUUUUUUUGAAAAAUUGAAAGAAAGAAGAGAAAGUAAAGAAAAAGGAAAAGAAAUAAAAAUAAACAUUUUAGAUGUUGGUUGUGGAGGAGGUAUAUUGUGUGAAUAUAUGAAAAGGAAUUUUUUUUAUUUCUUGCUGAAAAGUGAUAUGAUAAAUGGAGAGUGGUCAAGGGGGUACAGUGAACACGAAAAUAAAAAAACAUCCAUGAAUACUGUGGAGAUAAAUAUCCAUGGAAUAGAUAUAUCUAAGAAAUUAAUAGAAGUCGCAAAUAAGAGACAAGAACAUGAGGUAGAGGAAAUACAGAAAUUGUACAACAAAGGAGAGGAGGGAGAAUACACGGGAACUUAUUACAAUAGCGAAGGAGCAUUCUUCAAUGCUGAAAAGACAAAGAAUAUACUUGCUGAGAAAUUGGAGGAGAGGGGGGGAAAAAUUAAUUCGAGAUGUAAUAAAAUAGCGUGGAAGAGAAAUAAUAAUUGGAAUGUACGUAUCAAUCUGAGAUACCAAAAUUGUGAUAUAGCUGAUUUGGUAAAUUCAAGUGAUGAGGACAGAAAAAAAUACGACAUAAUAAUUUCUUCCGAAGUUAUUGAACAUGUACCCAAUGAGAAAAAAGAAAAAUAUGUAAAAUACAUUAGUCAGCUCUGUAACCCUAUGGCAUUAGUUGUGUUUACGAGUAUUAAUAAAAAUAUUUUUUCCUAUAUAUAUACCAUUUUGUUAGCUGAGUAUAUAACUGGCAUUAUGAAAAAGGGCACACAUGAGUACGAUAAAUUCAUAGAAACGGAAGAGUUAAAUGACCUUUGUUCGCUUUUUAACAUAAAAAAUAUAAUUACAGAAUAUGUAAUUUAUAUCCCCUUUAUCAGGGAUUAUUUCCUCACCCGCAGGAUGAAGCUCCUAUUUUUAUCGUCUUUUGUUUAUAGAGGAGUGGAAAAAGGAGACACACAUUCUGUGGGCAAAAUUGGGAGAAGAGCCAGUUAUAUUGAACGUUAA
Molecule: messenger RNA, 1257 nt
Organism: Plasmodium gonderi
Lineage: Eukaryota; Apicomplexa; Aconoidasida; Haemosporida; Plasmodiidae
Product: 3-demethylubiquinone-9 3-methyltransferase
Exons: 2
Coding region: 1-1257 (418 amino acids)
Source: RefSeq, a predicted model, not a curated record